Messenger RNA from Zasmidium cellare ATCC 36951, 534 nucleotides. RefSeq lists its product as uncharacterized. Gene Ontology annotation, cellular component: mitochondrial inner membrane. Bases 1 to 534 code for a protein of 177 amino acids. Gene Ontology annotation, molecular function: pyruvate transmembrane transporter activity. The transcript has 2 exons. Gene Ontology annotation, biological process: pyruvate import into mitochondria. The record is from RefSeq and is a predicted model, not a curated record. NCBI's taxonomy places the organism in Eukaryota, Fungi, Ascomycota, Dothideomycetes, Mycosphaerellales, Mycosphaerellaceae.
AUGUCCGCGCGCUUCGGCCUCCGCGCCGCCAACGCCUUCCGCCAGCCAGUCUUCCGCCAGCAGCUCAACAACAAUGCUCGAUUCGCACAACGGAGGAUGCAGUCCACCGCCGCAGAGGCUGGUGAGGCCACCAAGAAUGAGUCUGCCUUUUCCAAGCUCUGGAACUCUCCCGUUGGCCCAAAGACGGUGCAUUUCUGGGCUCCCAUCAUGAAGUGGGGUCUCGUCCUCGCUGGUGCUGCCGACUUCGCCCGUCCCGCCGACCAGCUCUCUAUCUCGCAAAACGCCGCUCUCAUGGCCACCGGCCUUAUCUGGACCAGAUGGUGCUUCGUUAUCAAGCCCCGAAACUUGUUCUUGGCCAGUGUCAACUUCCUCCUGUUCUGCGUUGGAGCUACCCAAACCACCAGAGUACUCAUGUACCAGCAAAGUUUGAAGGGCGAUUCAGUUGGUGAUGAGGUCAAGAAGGCGGCCAAGCAGGAGGGAAAGGACCUGGAGAAGGCUGCUGAGAAGGCGGAGCAGAAGGUUGUUGCGAAGUAG